Molecule: messenger RNA, 3285 nt
Organism: Fraxinus pennsylvanica
Lineage: Eukaryota; Viridiplantae; Streptophyta; Magnoliopsida; Lamiales; Oleaceae
Source: the annotation of a GenBank genome assembly
AUGCUGAAAACCCUGAAAUUUACAGCCUUUUGUUUCCUGAUCUUCAUUUCUCCGUCAUUUUUAGCAGUUCAAACCAAUAUCAGUGACUAUGCAGCUUUAAUGGCUUUCAAAUCCAAACUUUUAGUAAAACCUGACAAUAUUUUAUCCACAAACUGGAGUUCAAGAACUCAUUUCUGCAAUUGGAUUGGAAUUACGUGCUUGAAUGAAAGAAUCACAGGUUUGCAGCUUCCAGGAUUGGCUCUGCAGGGAACAAUUUCUUCGUACGUUGCCAAUAUGACUCAACUUGUUGCAUUAGAUCUCAGUAAUAACAAGUUGGAAGGUGUGCUGCCAAGUGAAUUGGGAUUCUUGCAGCAAUUGAAAAUUCUUAAUACGACAAGAAAUUCUCUCCAGGGCAGCAUUCCAGCUAAUUUGAGCCGGUGUCGGAAUCUUGAACAUCUGGAUUUCUCGUAUAAUUUCAUAGCUGGAAGCAUACCAAUGGAGCUUGGCCUUUUAAGAAAUCUUGAAUACUUGGCCCUUGAUCACAACAAUCUUACAGGCGGCAUUCCUACAUCACUAGGCAACUUUUCGAAGCUGGAUUACUUGUAUCUGGUAGAAAAUGAUUUAGAAGGUGAAAUACCUGGAGAACUCGGAAAUCUUAUUAGUCUGAAACUACUUGCUCUUCGGGGCAACAGCUUUGUUGGAUCAAUACCUCCUCCAAUCUUUAACAUCUCGAAGUUACAAAUAGUUGACAUUUCUGUGAUCGGGCUUUCUGGGGAACUCCCGGAAGAUUUAGGCGAUCAGGUUCCAGAUCUGGAGAGGCUUUUCCUGGACAGCAACAGGAUUACCGGUAAAAUACCAGUGUCUUUGUCUAAUGCUUCUAAACUUACUCACCUGUUUUUCACUGAGAAUGACCUAAGAGGAGAUAUACCGAAUGAAUUUGGUGGGCUGCUCAACUUGCAGUGGUUCGAAUUCGAAUAUAAUCAAAUAUCAGGAAAUAUCCCAUAUAGUCUCUUCAAUAUUUCAUCACUUGAAAUUCUGAGAACCAGACACAAUGACCUCAGUGGGAAUAUUCCUCCUGAUAUUGGCAAAUGGCUUCCUAAUCUUCGAGAAAUUUUCCUGUCACACAAUCAGUUCCAUGGAGAAAUACCCUCUUCAAUAUGCAAUGCCACAAAGCUUGUCUAUCUGGAGGUUGCAAACAAUAGCUUCAGCGGGCCAAUUCCUCAGAUGCUCGGAAACCUGGUAAACCUCGAGCAUCUAAACCUACAAGUCAAUUCAUUAGUGAACAAUCCCGGAUCCACUCAUCUUGACUUUUUGAAUUCGUUGGUUCACUGUAGGAACCUGCAAUUUUUGAUCCUCGAAUCUAAUCCUUUAAACGGUAUUAUACCAGGCUCUAUAGGUAAUCUAUCGAGCAAUCUCAAAGUCUUUACAGCUAUAUCUUGUGAAAUUAAGGGUAGCAUUCCACAUGAACUUGGAAACUUGAGUAGUUUAUUUUACUUGGGGUUAUCCGACAAUGGCCUAGUUGGGGAAAUACCGUCGUCGCUUGGUGGACUGCAAUACUUGGAAAGACUGUAUCUGACUGGUAACAAGUUGGAAGGAACCAUUCCUGCUGAAGUCUGUAACAUAAAAGUUUUAGGGCUAUUGCAGUUGGGAGAGAACAAAUUUUCAGGAUCAAUUCCGACAUAUAUUGAAAAUCUAACUGAAUUGACAGAGGUGUCUUUUGCUGAUAACAAAUUUUCCUCUACUGUACCUCUAGGGUUGUGGAAAUUGGUGAAGAUUGGAGGUCUGAACUUGUCAAAAAAUCUUCUAGAUGGUUCCAUACCUACAGAGGUGGGAAACUUAAAAGAACUCAACAUCAUCGAUCUCUCUUCUAACAAUUUCUCGGGUGAAAUUCCCAACUCUAUAGGGUUCCUUCAGAUGCUACUCACACUUGAUAUGUCCAAAAAUAGUUUCCGAGGUUCCAUUCCGGAUACUUUGAGCAAUCUAAUAGUGCUUGACUUCUUAGAUCUAUCUUCGAAUGCUCUCUCAGGUAAUAUUCCUGAAUCCCUCGAGUUACUGAAAGAUCUCAAGUUUCUCAAUCUUUCUUUCAACAGGUUAGAAGGAAAUAUUCCAGAUAAAGGAGUAUUCACAGAUAUUACUUACCAAUCUUUGAUGGGAAACACAAAACUCCGUGGAGUUCCCAGCUUAAAAUUUCCUUCGUGUCCAGCUCACUCGGGAAGAAACUUAAGAAAGAGAAGAUUGUUCCUUGUCCUUAAAAUAACUGUCCCCAUUGUUGCAUUAGUUUUGCUUCUUGUCAUAUGCCUCCUGGCGUGGAUCGGUUUCUGGAGAAAAAAACCCUUGAAGGAUUCUACUCGAACAGAUUCUCCCUGGAUGGGAUAUCGGAUCAUCACCUAUAACGAACUUUUACGGGCAACUGAAAACUUCAGCGAGUCUAAUGUUCUGGGAAGUGGGAGUUCUUGCAUGGUUUAUAAAGGUGAACUUUCUGAUGGUACCAUAGCAGCAAUCAAGGUUUUCAAUCUACAUUUUGCAAAGGCUCUUAAAAACUUUGAAACAGAACGUGAAGUUCUGAGUAAUGUGAGACACAGAAAUUUAGUCAAAAUCAUCUCCACUUGCACAAAUCUGGACUUCAAAGCCAUGGUACUAGAAUACAUGUCAAAUGGAAGCUUAGAUAAGUGGUUGUACUCCCAAAACAAUUACUCGAGCCCAGUCGAAAGACUGGAUAUUCUGAUUGAUGUAUCAGUUGCCAUGGAGUAUCUACAUCAUGAAUACAUGGUGCCAAUUGUGCAUUGUGAUCUAAAGCCAAGCAAUGUGCUUCUCGACGAGGAUAUGACAGCUCGUGUAGCAGAUUUUGGAAUCACAAAAAUUUUGUCCCCGAACCAACAGCUUGCACAAACCAAUACUUUAGGAACUAUGGGAUAUAUAGCUCCAGAAUAUGGCUUAGAUGGGCAUGUAUCCACGAGGGGUGAUGUUUAUAGUUUUGGGAUUUUGCUCCUCGAGAUAUUCACAAAGAAGAGGCCCACGGAAGAUAUGUUUAGAGGAGACUUGAACUUGCAUCAAUGGGUAAAUAGAUCGUUUCCAGAGGCACUGGCAGAGGUUCUGGAUUCAAAUCUCUUUGUCGAUAAUGGUUUCGUAAAAGAAUGUGGAAGUGCCCCAAUAUUAAAGAAACAAAACCAGAUUGAAGAGUUGCUCGUGCCAACCAUUCAUGUUGGCUUGCUAUGCUCGAAAGAAUCGCCAGAGGAGAGACCCGACAUGAGAGAUGUUGUUGUAAAGCUGAAGAAAAUCAGAACUGAAUUGACGCACAGGAAAUAG